Eriocheir sinensis (Chinese mitten crab) is the source of this 1794-nucleotide messenger RNA. RefSeq lists its product as uncharacterized. NCBI's taxonomy places the organism in Eukaryota, Metazoa, Arthropoda, Malacostraca, Decapoda, Varunidae. The transcript has 2 exons. Bases 1 to 1494 code for a protein of 497 amino acids. The record is from RefSeq and is a predicted model, not a curated record.
AUGGUCAAGAGAGAGAAAAUAAAGGAGGUAUACGGUGAGCUCCCCUUAAAGCACCGAGGCACGGCUGGGGACGCUCCUUCCAGCAGGAGCAAGGCCGUUACCGGCCCACCGGAAAAGAUGCCCCUUAUCAGCAGCUUCAAACAGCGGGACGCAUCUCAAACACCGGUCAAGAAAAUGAUCAGGUUCAACUUCCAAAACCUGAACACUUUCGUCAAAAUUCGUGAGCUGUACUGUGCCUACGACUACUUCAAAUAUGGCUUCCCUCACUCCAGCAUUCGUCCUGAGCUGAAAAGCUUAAAGGAGAGAGCAGUGGAGCCACAGGAAGAGCCAGCAAAGGAAGCAGUAAACAAACUGCCAGAGGCUAAGAAAACAGUUACAGAGGAAGCAACAGAUUCAGCCAACAAAAUCAAUGAGCCACAACACCUCACAGGGAUCCUCAAGAAAGGAAAGACGGCCAGCACCGCUCAUAAAUGUGUGCGCUUUAACUUCCAGAACCUGAACACUUUCGUCAAGGAUCGUGAGCUGUACUGUGCCUACGACUACUUCCAGUAUGGCUUCCCUCUCUCCAGCAUUCGUCCUGAGCUGGAAAGCCUAAAGGAGAGAGCAGUGGAGCCACAGGAAGAGCCACCAAAGGAAGCAGUAAACAAACUGCCAGAGGCUCAGAAAACAGUAACAGAGGAAGCAACAGAUGCAGACAACAAAAUCAAUGAGCCACAACAUCUCACAGGGAUCCUCAAGAAAGGAAAGACGGCCAGCACCGCUCAUAAAUGUGUGCGCUUUAAUUUCCAGAACCUGAACACUUUCGUCAAGGAUCGUGAACUGUACUGUGGCUACGACUACUUCAGGUAUGGCUUCCCUCUCUCCAGCAUUCGUCCUGAGCUGGAAAGGCGAAAGGAAAGAACAGUGAAGCCACAGAAAGGGUCAGCAAAGGACGCGGUAAAGAAACACAACACACUACACCAGCAAGCAGUUGGAGCAGCUCGCUGUGCACAAAUGAAUACCACUACUGAAGGGAAGUCUCCUAAAGGUAUCCUGAAGAAAGAAAAGAUGCCACGGUCCACCUGUCCAAGACACGUGCCCUUCAACCUUGGUAACCUCCGCGCCCCCGUUAAGGAACGUGAGGUGUACCGUGGCCACGACACCUUCAGAUACGCCGCGCCGCUCCAAGUCACUCAGCCUCCCAACUUUACCUCGAGGCCUCACCAGCAGCCCGUUAGAUCCGCCUCUAACUCGCUGCGUGGCGCACCUCGGCACUUCGAGAGGCCGACACAGCGGAGCAACGACUCCUUCCAGCAAAACAGUGGCUGGUAUGCUGCACACAACUACACCAACAGCCGCCACUCACAGCACCGCCAGCACAACGCCAGCAGCCACGUCCCUCCCAGAUACGAAACAAGGCAUUUCUACGAGGGACAGACACAUCGGGGCACCAACUCCCGCAGCAGAAGUCGUGCCAAGAGAGGCGCAAAGCCGAGUGGUGGCGAGUUUCUGUGAGCACCGGGCGAGUACACAGCGUCGUGAUCAAACUCAAAUGUUCAGCGACGUACAGGUGACGUACAUUCCGGGUGCAUUUCUCAACACCCGCUGAACAGUAACUGUCGCUGACUGGUGAUAACAGAGACUGAGGAGUGCCAAGAAGCACCACAAUCACACUGAGAGGAACGGCUCGCCAGCUGACUAAAAUCACCAUGCAGAGGAACGCAUCCCAUGGAACGGUGCCACUUCUACGGAACAAAUUGUUCAAGAGUGUCGCAUCUGUGGGGAGUGUUUGGACGCAUGUGUGUGCUUACAUUU